Molecule: messenger RNA, 1483 nt
Organism: Thermothelomyces thermophilus ATCC 42464
Lineage: Eukaryota; Fungi; Ascomycota; Sordariomycetes; Sordariales; Chaetomiaceae
Product: glycosyltransferase family 58 protein
Exons: 3
Coding region: 8-1348 (446 amino acids)
Cellular component (GO): endoplasmic reticulum
Molecular function (GO): dol-P-Man:Man(5)GlcNAc(2)-PP-Dol alpha-1,3-mannosyltransferase activity
Source: RefSeq, a predicted model, not a curated record
CAACGGCAUGACCCGAAUGCGUUCGUCGCCCAAGACGCCGACGGCGACCAUGGCGGACCAAAAUCGACCAAUUCACAUCCGCGCGACCCGGCUCGUCUUCGAUAUCCUCAACGGCCGCCAUGUGCUCUCCAAGCUCAUUCCCCCACUCGUAUUCCUCGCCGACGCGCUGCUCUGCGCCCUGAUCAUCUGGAAAGUACCUUAUACCGAGAUCGACUGGAACGCCUACAUGGAACAAGUCGCCCAGAUCCUCUCUGGCGAACGCGACUACACAAAAAUCCGCGGCAACACCGGACCCCUGGUCUACCCCGCGGCCCAUGUCUACAUCUACACCGGCCUUUACCAUCUCACCGAUGAAGGGAGGAAUAUCCUGACGGCGCAGAAACUGUUUGGGUUCUUGUACAUGGUCACGCUAGCGGUAGUAAUGGCGUGUUAUUGGCAAGCAAAGGUCCCACCGUACGUGUUCCCGUUGUUGAUCCUCUCCAAACGACUACACAGCAUAUUCGUCCUGCGGUGCUUCAACGACUGCUUCGCGACGCUGUUCCUGUGGCUUGCCAUCUUCGCCCUGCAACGACGCGCCUGGCGGACCGGAGCGCUGAUGUACACGCUCGGAUUGGGCGUCAAGAUGUCGCUGCUGCUUGUCUUGCCAGCCGUGGGCGUUGUGUUGCUCCUCGGCGCUGGCUUUGCGACGAGCCUGCGGCUCGCCGCCGUCAUUGGGCUUGUGCAGGUUUUGAUCGCCGUGCCUUUCCUCUCUAACAAUCCCUGGGGGUACCUAGGCCGUGCAUUCGAGCUGUCGAGACAGUUCUUCUUCAAAUGGACUGUCAACUGGCGGUUUGUAGGGGAAGAGGUGUUCCUCAGCAAGGAAUUUUCACUUGCAUUGUUGGGCCUCCAUGUCGCCGUGCUGGCCAUAUUCGUCACCACACGGUGGCUCAAACCCGCACGGAAGCCAGUGUCCCAGCUGAUCGUCCCAAUCCUGCUCGGAAAGUCGCCAUUCACGGAAGAGGAACAACGCGCGGUCUCUCGUGACGUCACGCCGCGGUUUAUAUUGACCUCUAUCCUAUCAGCCAAUGUCGUGGGCCUCCUCUUUGCGCGGUCCCUUCACUACCAGUUCUAUUCGUACCUUGCCUGGAUGACCCCGUACCUUCUCUGGCGCAGCGGCGUCCAUCCAAUCCUUCAAUACGCCAUAUGGACUGCUCAGGAAUGGGCAUGGAACGUGUACCCUAGCACGCCCAUCAGCUCAGGCGUCGUUGUUGGUGUCCUAGCCUUGACGGCGGCGCUGGUUUGGUUGGGCGCUCGAGAAGAUUGGGAACCGAGGAGGGUCCUUCUAAAGGGUGAGGCGGCAAAGCGGUAAUAGGGCGACUGUGUAUCGGAACAGAAUAGGGGCCAUCAUGAUCCUUCCUCCUCCGAGUCACUGGGUGGCAGCUUGCCGACAGUUGAGUCCUCGUCCUCGUCCUCGCCGAACGUGUUCUUGACAAACUCCUUGGGC